AUGUGUGUUUGCGGUUGUGUUGCCAGUUGCGCCGCAUCCAGACGCGCUGCCCGCCGCUGGCUGAUGCCCGCCCCCUCCCCUCCCCUCCUCCUCUUCCUCCUCAUCCUCAUCAUCAUCAUCCUCCUUGCCAUCUCCGCGUCGCCCCUCAUCUUGGUGCUGUUGUGCGCAAAAAUCUCCCGCGCCGGACGGAGGGGACCCAGGAGGAGCAGCCGCCGGAGCGGACAUGGAUGUUUAACCCGCACGCUGCUCUCCGCACCAACAACACGCUGUUUGCAGAUUUUUCUUUAGAUUUAUUUUGGGGUGUUUGGGGUUUUUUUUUGUUUGUUUGUUUUUUUUUUUUAAGGAUGUUGCUUUUGCCCUAGGAAGGGAGAGGAUCUGCUCGAUGUUGCUCUUCAGUUAAUCACGGAACCAAGAUGAGGAUUUCUCCCUGUGGCUGGAUGGUGUGGAUGUUCUCGGGCUUCGCGAUGGGAGCUUUCCCCAGCAGCGUUCAGAUCGGUGGUCUGUUCAUCAGAAACACGGAUCAAGAGUACACGGCCUUCCGCCUGGCCAUCUUCCUGCACAACACGAGCCCCAACGCGUCGGAAGCCCCGUUCAACCUGGUGCCUCAUGUGGACAACAUCGAAACGGCCAACAGCUUCGCCGUCACCAACGCCUUUUGCUCGCAGUAUUCCCGCGGUGUCUUCGCCAUCUUCGGCCUGUACGACAAGCGGUCGGUGCACACGCUGACGUCGUUCUGCAGCGCGCUGCACAUCUCCCUCAUCACGCCCAGCUUCCCCACCGAGGGCGAGAGCCAGUUCGCCCUGCAGCUGCGGCCGUCCAUCCGCCGCGCGCUGCUCUCCCUGCUCGACCACUACGACUGGAAGAAGUUCGUCUUCCUGUACGACACGGACCGAGGGUACGCCAUCCUGCAGGCCAUCAUGGAGAAAGCCGGACUAGACGACUGGCAGGUCAGCGCCAUCUGUGUGGAAAACUUCAACGACGCCAACUACCGGCGCCUGCUGGAGGACCUGGAGCGCCGCGAGGAGAAGAAGUUUGUCAUCGACCUGGAGGCCGAGAGGCUGCAGAACAUGCUGGAGCAGAUUGUGAGUGUCGGGAAACAUGUGAAGGGUUACCACUACAUCAUGGCCAACCUGGGAUUUAAGGACAUCAACCUGGAGCGCUUCAUGCACGGGGGCGCCAACGUCACCGGCUUCCAGCUGGUCAACUUCAGCAACCCCAUGGUCAUCAAGCUGAUGCAGCGCUGGAACAAACUGGACCAGAGGGAGUACCCGGGCUCCGACGCCCCGCCCAAGUACACGUCUGCGCUGACGUAUGACGGCGUGAUGGUAAUGGCCGAGGCCUUCAGGACGCUGCGCAGUCGAAAGGUGGACUUGUCCCGACGGGGGAACGCCGGGGACUGCCUGGCGAACCCCGCCGCCCCCUGGAACCAGGGCAAAGAAAUGGAGCGCACCCUGAAACAGGUCCAGCUGCAGGGACUAACAGGUAAUGUUGAGUUUAACGAGUUUGGUCAGAGGAUCAACUACUCCAUGGACGUGUUUGAGCUGAAGAAUAACGGACCCAGAAGGAUCGGCUACUGGAACGGUGACGACAAACUGGUUCUGGAGGAGGAAACCCAGCAGCUUUCCAACGACACCACAGGCAUGGAUAACCGAACCGUUAUCGUGACGACCAUCAUGGAGGGUCCCUACGUCAUGCUGAAGAAGAACUGGGAGUCGUUCGAGGGCAACGACCAGUACGAGGGUUACUGCGUGGACCUGGCCUCCGAGAUCGCCAAACACAUCGGCAUCAAGUAUAAGAUCGCCAUCGUCCCAGACGGGAAGUACGGCGCUAGGGACCCAGAGACCAAGAUCUGGAACGGCAUGGUCGGGGAGCUGGUGUACGGGAAAGCGGAAAUCGCUGUGGCCCCUUUGACUAUCACGCUGGUCCGGGAGGAGGUGAUCGACUUCUCCAAACCGUUCAUGUCGCUCGGCAUCUCCAUCAUGAUCAAGAAGCCGCAGAAGUCCAAACCGGGCGUGUUCUCCUUCCUGGACCCGCUGGCCUACGAGAUCUGGAUGUGCAUCGUGUUCGCCUACAUCGGCGUGAGCGUGGUGCUCUUCCUGGUCAGCCGCUUCAGCCCGUACGAAUGGCACACCGAGGAGCCCGAGGAGGGCACCGACGGUCCGCCAAGCGACCAGCCCCCCAAUGAGUUUGGCAUCUUCAACUCUCUCUGGUUCUCCCUGGGCGCCUUCAUGCAGCAGGGCUGUGACAUCUCCCCCAGGUCGCUGUCCGGCCGGAUCGUGGGCGGAGUCUGGUGGUUCUUCACCCUCAUCAUCAUCUCGUCCUACACGGCCAACCUGGCGGCCUUCCUCACCGUGGAGCGGAUGGUUUCGCCCAUCGAGAGCGCCGAGGAUCUGGCCAAGCAGACCGACAUCGCCUACGGCACGCUGGACUCUGGAUCCACCAAGGAGUUCUUCAGGCGCUCCAAGAUCGCCGUCUAUGAGAAGAUGUGGGGCUACAUGAAGUCGGCCGAGCCCACGGUGUUCACCAAGACCACGGCGGAAGGCGUGGCGCGGGUCCGCAAGUCGAAGGGGAAGUACGCCUUCCUGCUGGAGUCCACCAUGAACGAGUAUACGGAGCAGAGGAAGCCCUGCGACACCAUGAAAGUGGGCGGGAACCUGGACUCCAAGGGUUACGGCGUCGCCACGCCCAAGGGUUCACAGUUAAGAACGCCCGUAAACCUUGCCGUAUUGAAACUGAGUGAAGCAGGAGUCUUAGACAAACUGAAAAACAAAUGGUGGUACGAUAAAGGGGAGUGUGGACCCAAGGACUCUGGAAGUAAGGACAAGUCGUCCCAGGCCCUCAGCCUGAGCAACGUGGCGGGGGUCUUCUACAUCCUCGUCGGGGGCCUGGGUUUGGCAAUGCUGGUGGCCCUCAUCGAAUUCUGCUACAAGUCACGCAACGAGGCCAAAAGAAUGAAGCUGACCUUCACAGAAGCCAUGAGGAACAAGGCUCGGCUGUCCAUCACCGGCAGCGUCGGGGAGAACGGCCGGGUUCUGACGCCCGACUGCCCCAAGGCCGUCCACACCGGGCCGCCCGUCCGCCAGAGCUCCGGCCUGGCCCUCGUCUCCUCCGAGCUUCCUUGAAAACCAAAAACCUCUCAAGUGCCUUAAUGCAACACCAACCGACCGACCGGAACCACCAGGAGGCAGAUUCACCGGGCCGGCGGGUCGCUGCCAGGCCGCGGGGGACGAACCAGAACCUUUUUUUUUUAUUACAACCGGAGGACAAAAAAUAAUAUCAGAGAAAAAAACUGCACACUUGAAACUAGCUGCUGUUUUCUGAGCUGACCGCUCUCGGACAAGAUAUCGACGGGAACAAACGCAGAUAUUUCUAUUCAUAAAAGCGGAAAUUUAAAUCUAUUGAUACUGAAUAUAUGAGCAAAUCUAGAAUACUGUGAAGAUUAGUAAAUAUGUAUAUUCUAAGGAGGAAGUCUAGCUGUACAUCCCCACGGCUGUGCUUGCUUUUUAAACUCGUGUACAUAGCGGACGCUGUAGUGAAGACUCUUUCUUUUCUAAACCAUCUCUGGAGAUUUUAUUCGUCGCAAUAACGACGCGGACGACGACCGAUGAACUUUGUGUUUAUUCUAUUAAUAUAGGAGCAUCUGAACUAAAUGUGAAGGGUAUCCACUGCCCAAAUACUCUGAUACCUGUUGCAGUAAAGUUUCUGAAGUAUA
Molecule: messenger RNA, 3712 nt
Organism: Xiphophorus couchianus (Monterrey platyfish)
Lineage: Eukaryota; Metazoa; Chordata; Actinopteri; Cyprinodontiformes; Poeciliidae
Gene: gria4b
Product: glutamate receptor, ionotropic, AMPA 4b
Exons: 16
Coding region: 414-3122 (902 amino acids)
Biological process (GO): monoatomic ion transport
Cellular component (GO): membrane
Molecular function (GO): ligand-gated monoatomic ion channel activity; signaling receptor activity
Source: RefSeq, a predicted model, not a curated record